GACCAGAGGAGCCAAACAGCAGCCUCGUGCUCUGAUAGCACCGAUGUUCAGAGAAGAAGAGAUGGACUCAAACGUCAUCACUGUCUGCACUGUGACAAAUCCUUCGCAACAUCUGGAUAUUUGAAGAUUCAUCAAAGAGUUCACACUGGAGAGAAACCGUACAGCUGUGACCUGUGCGGGGAAGCUUUCACUACAUCAGGUGCCCUAAAAAACCACAGACGUGUUCACACUGGAGAGAAACCUCACUGGUGUGAACAGUGUGGGAAAACUUUCACUCGAGCAGGUCACCUAAAAAUCCACCAACGUGUUCACACUGGAGAGAAACCUCACUCGUGUGAACAGUGUGGAAAAACUUUCACCACAUCAAGUCACCUAAAAAACCACUUACGUGUUCACACUGGACAGAAACCGUACUGGUGUGAACAGUGUGGAAAAACUUUCGCUCUGUCAGGUGACUUAAAAACCCACCAACGUGUUCACACUGGAGAGAGACCGCACUGGUGUGAUCAGUGUGGAAAAACUUUCACUACAUCAAGUAACCUACAAAACCACCAACGUGUUCACACUGGACAGAAACCGUACUGGUGUGAACAGUGUGGAAAAACCUUCGCUCUAUCAGGUCACCUAAGAAAGCACCAACUUGUUCACACUGGAGAGAAACCUCACAGGUGUGAACAGUGUAUAAAAACUUUCACUCGAUCAUGUCACCUAAAAACUCACCAACGUGUUCACACUGGAGAGAAACCGUACUGGUGUGAACAGUGUGGAAAAGAUUUCACUCGAUCAGGUGACCUAAAAAUCCACCAACGUGUUCACACUGGAGAGAAACCGUACUGGUGUGAACAGUGUGGAAAAACUUUCACUCAAUCAGGUAACCUAAAAAUCCACCAACGUGUUCACACUGGUGAGAAACCUUACUGGUGUGAACAGUGUGGCAAAUCUUAUACAAACAGGAGAACUCUUAGAAGACACAAAUGCAUACACAAAGCAUUUAAAGUAAGCACAGUGAGCAUUGUACAAUCCUGAGUCAAAUUCCUCAUGUGUACACACAUCUGGCAAAGAAAGCUGAUUCUGAUCAUUUUGACAUUUGUCACAGAGCCGAGCUAGCAAUUAAAUUGCAGUAGCCAGAUUUUAACCAGUAGAGGGCAGUCACUGUAUUUUUAUAGCACUAUAUGUAAUUCAAAUCGUUUACUUACUGAUAGCUGGGUUGUGGCCGUAACGUUAACACACACUCAGCGCUACUGGCAAAUGUAAAUGCCAAUUACUAUCUGUGACACGUCCCUUUCUAGCUUUACAGAAACACAAACAUAUACCAUAGACUGUAUCUAAAAAAACAUAUAUGGAGACAAAUAGCAUUGCAUUUUCUGUUUCAUGGAAACUUAAAGUAAUCCCUAUUCCCUGACUUUUCUAAAUGUACCUGUAAUCUGACUGUCUUUUUUUCUUGUACUGUAACUAAAUACAGUUACGUUUUUUGUAUCCUCAUUACCUAAUCCGUUACUCCCCCACCCUGAGGGAAAAUCCGGGAGGUCACUAAUGGAAAAGUUGGAUGACAGUUUCUUGGUAUACAACGGACCUGCAAGAACUCCCAGAGCAUAAACGACGAUGGGUGAGAGCUAACUCUGACAACCUAAGCCAGUUUAGUGAAUCACAACCUGACUGUGGCUAGGAGAACCUGAUACCACUGUCUUUUAAGGAACAUCUCAUGAACUCUGGUUUCCAUCAAGUGGAACUCAGGACUUGAAAGACGAAGGACAGAGAGACUGACUAUGCUAUGCUGAAUUUAAACGUAUAUUAAUUGAUAAAUUAUGUGUCCAUAACCACAUAUUAAAUAACGUGAGGUUUUAAGUUAACAUGCUGAACUGGCUGCAGGACUGUGGAAUAAAUAUUGCCCCAAAUGUA
Molecule: messenger RNA, 1899 nt
Organism: Micropterus salmoides (largemouth bass)
Lineage: Eukaryota; Metazoa; Chordata; Actinopteri; Centrarchiformes; Centrarchidae
Product: zinc finger protein 239-like
Exons: 2
Biological process (GO): regulation of transcription by RNA polymerase II
Cellular component (GO): PcG protein complex; transcription regulator complex
Molecular function (GO): RNA polymerase II cis-regulatory region sequence-specific DNA binding; DNA-binding transcription factor activity, RNA polymerase II-specific
Source: RefSeq, a predicted model, not a curated record